CGCAGUACCCAGACAACCACAUCGUUGUGAGGUGGAAGGAGUGACUGCGAUGGCAGAUUUGUCUUUGUAUUUAACGAAUGUGAAUGUUUCACUGGGGCAAACUAUGGAAACUGAUAAGGGUCUAAAAGGAGAGACAGACCUUGAGAGGGUGGAAAUGGGAGACUCUGCGGGGAGGCAGAGCAAAGUGAAGGUUCCUCGCAGGACCAUCUUCUUUGCCAGUGGAGAGACCAUGGAGGAGUACAGCACUGAUGAAGAGGAGGAAGUGGAGGAGCCUGUGAAGAGAGAUGUCUUACCUGAUACGUCCAAACUGACCUGGGGUCCAUACUUCUGGUUCCACAUGUGGAGAAUGGGCACUUCUACUAUCUCAGUGUGUGACUUCAUGGGAGAGAGACUGGCUUCACUGUUCGGCAUCACUUCUCCUAAAUACCAGUACGCUAUAGAUGAAUACUACCGCAUAAAGAAAGAGGAGGAGGAGGAAGAGGAGGAGAACCGUCUGGCUGACACUGCGGAGCGUCGCUUUGCGGACCAGAGCAGUGGCGAGCAGGACGACCCCCACCCUGCCACCGUGGAGCAGCCGGAAGCUUCCAGAGCCUCCUUUGUAAACAUUAGCUUCGAGCUGGAACCUGAAGCUCCUCUCAGCACCGCAGACACCAACAGAGUCCCCUCCCCCCUGCCCUCAUGAAAACUCCCACAUUUCUCUCCGUUACAAGUCCGAAAACAUACAUUUACUUUGCUUUAUAGAUUAUUAAUACUGUUUUGUUUUUUUGUCAGUGCAGGGAGAAAUACAAAGGGCUGUAGCAGUGACUGCACUCGCUGUACCUGUAAAUUUAAAGGGCAUUUCAAUCCUAUGCAAGACUGAGAGGUAUCUUUGAACUGUUUUGUUGACCAGAAAAAGGUUCAAUUGAGAAAGGGAAAUAAAGGCUGGAUGUUAAACUUUUUGAGAAAUAGAUCAUUCCUCCCUGAGCAUGAACACACACAUGAUUCUACUACUGGAUAUAUGCAAAGUCAGACAUUUCAUAACAUUAGCCACGUUUGUAGAGACACUACCCGAGUUAUGGCGUAGGCUUGGGUUAAUCCAACAUCUACAUUCACAGGAGUAAGAUUUGGUUUCACAUAUUAGCUAAUAAUAUCUAUCUAGCAUAUGAAUCUUCCUGCAGGUGUUCUAUAAUAUCUGUACUUAGCAGCAUAUACUAACUGAUUUUGUGGCACUCCUGCAAAUAAUUAUAACUAAGAUCCAAUUCAUCUCUAGAUAGACUUAAAAAACCUCCUGGUCACUAUCGUGUCUUUUCAGAUACAGAUGAGUGUUGCACCACUAUUGUGCAGAUGGAUCUAUGUCAUUGAGAUUUGGAGCCAUGUAAGAAGUAGCAGUUUUUGUUCAAAUGUACUUUAAUACAAGAAACGUUACGAUUUCUUUGUACUUUCUAUGUAAACAUUGUGAUUCUGUGAUGAUAUCAAUUGACAAAAAGAAACAAUCUAUGGUAAUUGUUUUCUUCAAGAAAGGGCUAAUGUUGGCAAAUAUUGAUUUAGUUAUACAAUCUGAUGGUACUCAAAUGUAUUGUUGACGAAUGAUCUACACUAUUGCCUUCAUGUUGUUGUUGUUGAAGGUUCAUCUCAAAGUGUCCUUGUUGAAGCGUCUGAGUGUAGCAGCGUAAUGCUGAGACUGAGCUAUCGUAAGCUGCUUAUUGAUACUUCUAUCCUCCCACAUGGCUGAGUGACAUCACAUCUCAGCCUGGAAUGGUUCAGAUUCACAGAAAUGACAAUGAUCUAGUUCAAGAAGAGAUUUAUAUAUGGGCUUUAAAGAAGUAGUGAGAGCUAGAUUGCAACGUAUCAGUAUGUUAAUAACACUGUGGGUGAAGGUCUGUCUGUAGGCAAUGAAAGAUAUUAGUUGUGCUUUUUAAAUGUAUAAAAAGUUCCAAUGUGCUAAAGUUAUUUUAACAAUCCUUUAUUGAAUAUGUGUAUACAUAUUUAUAUUUUCUGUGUUAAUAAAACCGUUAAACAUUCAAAA
Trematomus bernacchii (emerald rockcod) is the source of this 2005-nucleotide messenger RNA. It is a transcript of the gene fam177a1a, whose product is annotated as family with sequence similarity 177 member A1. Bases 50 to 682 code for a protein of 210 amino acids. The record is from RefSeq and is a predicted model, not a curated record. Lineage: Eukaryota; Metazoa; Chordata; Actinopteri; Perciformes; Nototheniidae. The transcript is spliced from 5 exons.